Lolium rigidum is the source of this 1563-nucleotide messenger RNA. RefSeq names its product 9-beta-pimara-7,15-diene oxidase-like. NCBI's taxonomy places the organism in Eukaryota, Viridiplantae, Streptophyta, Magnoliopsida, Poales, Poaceae. The coding region runs from base 1 to 1563 and encodes 520 amino acids. The record is from RefSeq and is a predicted model, not a curated record. The transcript has 2 exons. Gene Ontology annotation, molecular function: monooxygenase activity; iron ion binding; oxidoreductase activity, acting on paired donors, with incorporation or reduction of molecular oxygen.
AUGGAGUUAAGCGCAACCACUCUCUUCUUCCUUUCUCUCAUCUCACUGAUGAUUCUUGUGUCCUUACUUGGCCGUAAACCAACACCACCGAGUUCCAAGAAGAGGCGGCCUCCCGGUCCACGGUGUUUCCCCUUCAUCGGAAGCCUCCUACAUCUCCUCACGUCGAAGCCGCAGGUCGCUCUCCGGGACCUAGCCAAGAAGCACGGCCCGGUGAUGUACCUCCGGCUGGGACAGGUUGACGCCGUCGUGGUCUCAUCGCCGGCGGCGGCGCAGGAGGUGCUCAGGGACAAGGACAUAACCUUCGCGUCGCGGCCAAGCGUCCUGGUCGGGGAGAUCUUCGGCUGCGGGAACCUCGAUAUCGCCUUCGCGCCAUACGGGGCGUACUGGAGGACGCUGCGCAAGCUCUGCACGGUCGAGCUCCUCAGCGAGCGGAAGGUGCGGCAAUUCGCGUCCGUUAGGGACAACGAGACCAUGUCCCUCGUCAAGCAGGUCCGCGCCUCUGGCCGAGGAGGCGAGCUUGUCAAUCUUGGCAGGAUGCUCGUGUCGUGCACGAGCGCGAUCACCGCGGAGACAACGUUCGGCGAGGAUUGUGGCGCCGAGCUCAGAGAGCAGUUCUUGUCUGCUAUCGACCUGGUGCUGAAGAUCAGCGGGGGACUCUGCGUUGGGGACCUGUUCCCGUGCCUGUGGUUCGUGGAUGUCAUCACUGGGCUGAAACACCGGCUCUGGCGGACUCGCCUGCAGCUCGACGCCGUCUUCGACAAGAUCAUCGCAGAGAGCGAGGCGCGGCGAGAGGAAAAGAAGAAGACGACUAUGGGAAAGAUCGGAGAUGAUGAUCUUCUGAGUGUCUUGCUUAGGAUCAAAGACGAGGGGGAGCUCGAUUUCCCCAUCGGCACGACCAACAUCAAGGCAAUCGUAACAGACUUGUUCACAGCUGGGACGGAGACGACAUCGUCAGCUGCCGAGUGGACCAUGUCGGAGCUCAUGAGAAGCCCUGAAGCUAUGGCCAAAGCGCAGGCAGAGGUGCGACGAGUAUUUCACAACAAGAACCCACAAGACCACGAGAGCAACCUGGGCGAGCUAAGCUACACAAGAAUGGUGAUUAAAGAGGCUCUAAGGCUGCAUCCAGUGGUGCCGCUCCUGCUCCCCCGUCUGUGUCGGGAGACGUGCGAUGUCGGCGGGUUCGAGGUCACGGAGGGUUCGAGGGUCAUCGUCAACGCGUGGGCAGUGGCUAGGUACCCAGAGUACUGGCACGACGCGGAGGAGUUCAGACCAGAGAGGUUCUCGGAUGGCAGCACGGUGGACUACAAAGGCACGCAGUUUGAGUACCUGCCGUUUGGGAGCGGGAGAAGGAUGUGCCCCGGCGUAAGUUACGGGCUGGCUGUGCUGGAGCUUGUCGUGGCACGGCUUCUCUAUUACUUCGACUGGAGCCUCCCGGUCGGUACGCAGCCGGAUGAGCUUGACAUGGACAUGGUCGUCGGCGCCACAGCGAGAAGGAAGAACCAGCUGCACCUGGUAGCAUUGCCGUACAACUACAAGGUCCCGACAAUGGAAACUCGAAGCUAA